CUCAGCUCAGUCCCUCUCCCUCUCUUCUAUCGCACAGACAAUUUUGUCAUCUAGGCCACACAUGACACGCCAUCUCCCACAGGCCACAUCUCUCUCAACAAAAGACAGGCAGCCUGCAGUUGCACGGCCUCUCUCUCUCUCUCCCGGAGUAUCAUCUGCGUCGACCUCUCUCCACAAAGCUAAGCUAGCUGUUGAGUCUUGAGUUCGUGUGAAUUGCCAAGUAGAACAGAAGCACGAGCUAGCUCUAGGCUGUCUUGCUGCCUACUUGGUACUUCAUAUAUACAUACAUACAUACGCACCAGAGGGAGGGAGGGAGAGAGAGGGGUAGUCAUGUGCGACUACUACUUGCAGAGGGUGGAGGGCGACCAGCAGGCCGGAGACCUCACCGACAUCGUCCGAGCCGGUGGGGCCAUGCCGGCUGGCUCUGCCGAUCCCCCGUCCACGGCCACCGAGUGGCUGCAGCUCCCGACUGACCCGAUCCUCUUCCCGCCGCCCCAGUCGUCCUCAGACGGCGCCGGGCCGAGCGGGGCCGACGCCGACGCCUUCGGUGACCCGUUCUCCGGCCUCCCCGACCCCUUCGGCACGGACUACCCUUCCUCUUCCGGAAGUGCCGCCGCCGACUUCUUCGAUGCCGUCCAGAACGCGAUGGAUGUCGGCAUGGCCAAGCAGGUUGGCUUCGUCGGCACGACCGGCUGCGGCGGCGGUGGAACAACUGCUGGUGCUGGUGGCGGGUUCCUGGACAUGAGGAAUCACCAUAUGUUUCCAAGGGAGAUGCCGAUGUGCGGGCUGUCCCCGAGGGCCAUGGGGCCGUACGCGCUGAUGGGCGGUGGCGCGGCGAAGCUCGGCGUGCCGAUGGCGGGGCACGGGCAGACGGCUGGCCCGUGCGCGUUCGACUCCGUCGCAGGGCUGCAGAUGUCGUCGUCCCCGCGCGGCGGUGGGAUCAAGCGCAGGAAGAACCAGGCAAGGAAGGUGGUCUGCAUCCCAGCACCUGCAGCAGCAGUGGCCGGGAAGACCACUGGGGAGGUUGUUCCUUCUGACCUGUGGGCUUGGAGGAAGUAUGGCCAGAAGCCUAUCAAAGGCUCCCCCUACCCAAGAGGGUACUACAGAUGCAGUAGCUCCAAGGGAUGCCCUGCACGGAAGCAAGUGGAGCGCAGCCGGACGGACCCCAACAUGCUGGUCAUCACCUACACAUCGGAGCACAACCACCCGUGGCCAACGCAGCGCAACGUGCUCGCCGGCUCCACGCGGUCCCACUACGCCAAGAACAGCAGCAACACAGCUGCAGCUUCGUCCAAGAACAGCAAGAACUCUUCGCGCACCCAGCACAAGCCAGUCGUCAAGGCAGAAUCAAAGGAUCUAUCCGCCACCACCCAGGCCGUCACGAGCACGACCACCACGGCGACCACGAGCACCGGCAACAAUACAUCACCGAUGCCUGUGAAAGAAGAGGCAGAAAUGGAGAGAAGGAUAGGCGGUGAAACUCCAGCAACGGUGGGUUAUUACAGUGACCAUCUCCUGCAGCAGAUGUUCAGCCAGAGUUACAGGCCGAUGACGCCUGAGGAGGCCGGCGGCUACCAUCACCAAGACGACUUCUUCGCCGACCUCACAGAGCUGGACUCGGACCCCGUCAGCCUCAUCUUCUCCGCGGAGUACAUGGAGGCCAGACCUGACAAGGAGAAGGCAGCAGCCAUGGACGGCGUCGAUUCCUUAUUCAUGACGGACUGGGCGCCUGCUAGUGCUGCUGCUGUUACUACUUCUGCAGGGAGCUCAUUUGAGCAAGGGGGCAUAGGUUUUUGAGUUUUGACAUCAGUUAGUUACCUUAAAACAUACCAGCAGGCUUGGACAAUCGAUGCAUGUGUAAGUGCAAACACCACAUUUGAGGACAUCUCUAGCUAGAUACAGGCUUGAAAUAACCUUGAUGAUGACAAUAGCAAAAGAAGAAGAAGAAAAGAACAUAUGGGGUUUCUCUCUUAAA
Molecule: messenger RNA, 1975 nt
Organism: Hordeum vulgare subsp. vulgare (domesticated barley)
Lineage: Eukaryota; Viridiplantae; Streptophyta; Magnoliopsida; Poales; Poaceae
Product: probable WRKY transcription factor 14
Exons: 3
Coding region: 331-1797 (488 amino acids)
Biological process (GO): regulation of DNA-templated transcription
Cellular component (GO): nucleus
Molecular function (GO): transcription cis-regulatory region binding; DNA-binding transcription factor activity
Source: RefSeq, a predicted model, not a curated record